Messenger RNA from Notolabrus celidotus (New Zealand spotty), 2166 nucleotides. RefSeq names its product N-ethylmaleimide-sensitive factor attachment protein, alpha b (gene napab). Gene Ontology annotation, molecular function: syntaxin binding; soluble NSF attachment protein activity. Gene Ontology annotation, biological process: intracellular protein transport; synaptic transmission, glutamatergic; regulation of synaptic vesicle priming. The record is from RefSeq and is a predicted model, not a curated record. The transcript is spliced from 11 exons. Lineage: Eukaryota; Metazoa; Chordata; Actinopteri; Labriformes; Labridae. The coding region runs from base 146 to 1033 and encodes 295 amino acids. Gene Ontology annotation, cellular component: synaptobrevin 2-SNAP-25-syntaxin-1a complex; terminal bouton; vacuolar membrane.
GUGUCACGUGACAGAGGUGACAGUUUGCUUUGCGGCUGAUGACGUGACAAACUGAACCCUCUGCUGCUAGCUAGCACUGGUUAGCAAGUUUGUUGACUUUUUUUAUUUCCUCAUUCCUCCUCGAAAUCAGAACAGCGACUCGAAAAUGGACAACAGCGGGAAAGAUAAGGAGGCAACAGCUCUAGUGGCUGAGGCAGACAAGAAAGUGAGGUCGUCGAACUCGUUUUUUGGAUCCAUGUUUGGGGGGUCCUCCAAGAAUGAAGAGGCCUGCGACAUGUACGUGAGGGCAGCCAACAUGUACAAAAUGGCCAAAAAUUGGUGUGCUGCAGGGAAUGCAUUCUCCCAGGCGGCUCAUCUUCACCUCCAGAUGCAGAGCAAACAUGAUGCAGCGACUAAUUUCAUAGAUGCUGGAAACGCCUUCAAAAAAGCAGAUCCACAAGAGGCCAUAAACUGCUUAAAUCGAGCUAUUGAGAUAUACACUGAUAUGGGGCGCUUCACCAUCGCAGCCAAACAUCACAUCACCAUCGCAGAAAUAUACGAGACAGAGCUGGUGGACAUUGACAAGGCCAUUGCUCAUUACGAACAGGCUGCAGAUUAUUACAAAGGAGAAGAAUCCACCAGUUCAGCAAACAAGUGCCUUCUGAAAGUAGCAACCUACGCAGCUCAGCUGGAGCAGUAUCCAAAAGCGAUCGAGAUCUACGAACAGGUUGGAACCCAUGCGAUGGACAGUACGCUCCUGAAAUACAGUGCCAAGGAUCACUUCUUCAAAGCAGCGCUCUGUCACUUUUGUGUUGACAUGCUGAAUGCGAAACUUGCUGUUGGGAAGUAUGAAGAAAUGUUUCCAGCUUUUUCAGACGCUCGAGAAUGCAAGCUGUUGAAGAAACUUCUAGAUGCCUAUGAAGAACAGAACGUGGAAGCCUAUACUGAUUCGGUGAAGGAAUUCGACACCAUCUCUCGGUUGGACCAGUGGCUCACGACCAUGCUCCUCCGCAUCAAGAAAACCAUACAGGACGACGAGAGCGACCUCCGCUGACUUCCCUCCCUGCUCACCCUCAAGCUCACAACAAGCGAUUUGCAUCCUUCUCUUUGCCUUGAGCCUAUCACUUACAUUCUAGUAGCCAUUUUAACUCUUUGAUCAUUAGCCCCUUUACUCUUUCACAGAUGCUGUGUUUUGUUCCUACCAUCUGCAGUAUUCCUCCUCCUCCUCCUUGCCUUUUCAAUCUGUUAAACUCAUUCUUACCCAAUUAUGGUCUUGAACACUACUUUCCUGAGUGCGUAAAGUAUAUAAGUUAUCUCUUGCUAUGAUUGCCCAAUAUAAGUUAGAAUAUUCCUGAUGGGCUGCAAUAAGAAUGAAACCAGCACUCUUCUAUAUAAUGAAGGUUUUAUUUGAUAUUCUUUUUGUUAUUUGGAUGAGAGGAUGCAAUCUUACUAACACUUUAAUCUACAAAAUCUAUUUUUCAGAGUGUGUGUCUAAUAAACUACACCAACCAAAAUGCCAUUGAAGCACUCUCAUUGGCGUUUAGUUGUUUUCAGUGCUCGAGUGUACUGUAAGUAUACUGUAGGUCAUAUCAGGGCACCUCUAAUUAAUCAGCGCUUCGUCUCACCUGCAGAGAGGCUGACCGUCUCUGAGCUUAUUCUGCGGGAAAUACCCCCACUGCCUUAUAAUGCAAAUUUUCUCAGGACGCAAAGAGCUAGAAUUGAAUCUGAAAAAAUUGACACUUUACAAAUGUUUCAAUGAAUUAGCUGAUUUUUUUUCUUUUCUUGUCAUUUCUGUUUAAAGUGCUUUUAUUCCUCAAAUGAAGGUGAAAGAAAACAAUCACCUGAGUGAACAGUUACAUGGAUUGGUGUGGAUGAGAAACUGGAGCAGCCAUUUUCCUCUGCAUUGAAUUUUUUUUUUGUUUUUUUUCUCUCAUGUAUGUUUUUGUGGUUGUCUGGUUUGCCUCUUCAUGUUGUAACUACCCAGGCAUUUAAAAUGUACAUUGUUUUAAAAAGCCUGCACGAGAUGCAAUACAUCAAAGAUUUAAAAAAAGAAAAAGAAAAGGAGCUUUACUGAUCUGAACACUGUGUUCAUGUACCCUCAUGAUGUUGUCAAAUAGUCUUAAAUGAUUUGUACAUUUGUGGUAUUUGCUGUCAAACGUUUGAAUAAAGCUGUCUCACACCACAGCA